CUUCUCCUUCGGCGGCGGGGCGCUGCUGGGCGACGAGCUGCAGCGGCGCCGCGAGGAGAUCGCCCAGGCCACCAGGCUCGCAGAGGUGCAGAGGUCCGAGCUGCUGAAGAUGGAGAGGAGGAGGCGCGCCCGCGAAGCGGGCCGAGCGCCCGUCAGCCGCGGCUUCGGCUCCGCAGAACGCCUCCAGACACGCGGCGGGCCGCUGGAGCUGCCAGAGUCGCCGGGCCCGGCGCAGUACGGCGUCCCGCGCCACUACGACGCUACUCCGGAGUGGUCGGCCGCCAGCCGCGUGCCGUGGGGCAAGCGCACGGAGCCCCGCCGCGGCGGCGCGCCGAGGCCGGCCAGCGACGUCGGCCCAGGCGAGUACACCGCGCAGCACCCUUUCAGCGGCACCACGAAGCCGACUGCCAA
Prorocentrum cordatum is the source of this 411-nucleotide messenger RNA. The record is from the annotation of a GenBank genome assembly. NCBI's taxonomy places the organism in Eukaryota, Dinophyceae, Prorocentrales, Prorocentraceae.